GCAGCAGGUGGCUCCGCACCGCUCGGCUCCGCUCCGCACCGCACAGCUCGGCUCCGCACCGCUCCGCACCGCCCCGCACCGCCUCGCCGAGGCCCCUGCCGCAGCCAAGACGCCGCGGGCCGUGCUCCGAGUGAAGAAUGGCGCGGCCAAGCUGGCCAAGCCCCCGGCGGCGGCGGCGGCGGCGGGGGAAGCCCCCGGCAGUGCCCCCGGCUCCGGGCUCUUCAUGGAGCGGUCUCAGAGCCGCCUCAGCCUCUCCGCCUCCUUCGAGGCCCUGGCCAUUUAUUUCCCGUGCAUGAACAGCUUCGACGAGGAGGACGCGGAUGGGGACGGUCGGAGACUCAAAGGAGCCAUCCAAAGGAGCACAGAAACGGGGCUGGCUGUCGAAAUGCCCAGCCGGACCGUCCGUCAAGCCAGCCACGAGUCCAUCGAGGACAGCAUGAACAGCUAUGGAUCAGAGGGAAACUUGAAUUUCAGUGGAGUCCAUCUGGCAUCUGCUGGGCAGUUUAGUGACUUCCUGGGGAGCAUGGGCCCUGCACAAUUUGUUGGGCGUCAGACCUUGGCCACCACCUCGAUGGGGGAUGUGGAAAUUGGCUUGCAAGAGCGAAACGGGCAGCUAGAAGUGGAUAUCAUUCAGGCCCGGGGACUGACACCAAAACCCGGCUCCAAAACACUGCCAGCUGCUUACAUCAAAGCCUACCUGUUAGAGAAUGGCGUGUGCAUUGCGAAAAAGAAGACAAAAGUGGCCCGCAAAUCUUUAGACCCUUUGUACAAUCAGGUGUUACUGUUUCCUGAGAGCCCCCAGGGCAAGGUAUUACAGGUGAUAGUCUGGGGAAACUACGGACGCAUGGAGCGCAAGCACUUCAUGGGAGUCGCCAGGGUCCUCCUGGAAGAACUGGAUUUGUCAACUUUAGCAAUUGGCUGGUACAAGCUCUUCCCAACCUCCUCGAUGGUAGAUCCCACUACGGGACCGCUCCUGCGUCAGUCCUCACAGCUUUCCCUGGAGAGCACAGUGGGACCCUGCUGUGACAGGUCUUAGUGAGUAAGGAAGGGGGAACUGCUUUUGUUUUUUAAACAUGCUGUCAAGGUUUUGUUUGCUGGAACUCUGACCUCAAGCGCAAUGCAUGUUCAAUCAGUUCUCGUGGAGCUGGAAGAGGAGGAUAAACCAGUGACCUUAGACAGAAGACGAGGGGGAGGGUGCUGUACCCUCUCCGUCCGGGGAGGAGGUGCCAUGGGGCAUGAGUCCUAGUUGUCAAAUUAGACAUACACCUCUUGUUUCACUUCUCUCGCUGUCAUUCUUGGACCCUUGUUUCAGAUCAGUAUUAACCCUGGAAAGUUGCAGCAUUUGAAAGAGUAUGGGGGGCGUAAGGAAGGUAUUUUGCUUAACUGUGCAUCUUACAAAUUUCUUAGGUUCUUUCUCAUAGUACCUGAAAAAUUCAGAGGCCAAUAUCUGACCUAAAACGAGCAGGAGUAGAAAGGUUGAGAGGAAGCAUUAGUUUUUUUCUGAGAUCUUUCUUCUUCAAAGAAAGAAGAAGAAAGAAACCUGCAACCCUUAAGUACCAAUUCCACAUCAGUGAAUCACGUUAACUGUAACGCUGUCGUUGCUGUGUUUUCAAACUGUGCCAAAUUACCAGCAAGUGUCUUUGCCGCGUUACUUGUCUACCACUGCUGAUGAAGCAUACUUGGUGGGAGAAUAAGCGCCUACUUAGACCAGACAGUUUGAACAGAGUUCGAGUUUAGCAGUCUAAUUAACUGCAAUUUUGCUCAGUAAAAAAGCACGGUAAGUGGGAGCUGAACGUCAGACUUGCUGCUUAAGAUAGGCUUUAUACUGACUCCCUUGUUGCUGUGCAUCCUUCAGCCACAAUGUCUUCUCUCUCCUGCUUUUCUUUCAUCUCCUUUGUGCUGGUACAUAUCUGCUGGAGAUGCUGCCCUUCCUGUUGUGCUAUUGACUGACCUGAAACAGGACUGUUUUAUUCUGCCACGGGAGAGGAGAUUGAGAUUUCUGGGGGUGCAGAAGAAAGAAACCUCAGGUUGUCAUCUGACAAGAAGGUGCUGGAGGGCACACGAUCUUCCUUGAGGAAAGAAAGUCGCUGUAGGCAGUCUCUGUAAUACACAGGCAUUGUCAAGUGUCCUGAGAGAGGAGAUGCUGUCCCCAGAGUAUGGAGCGGUAGUGGGUGAGGAGUCUGAAGACCCGGUGGUCACAGCAUGUAUAUUCUGUUAAUUUAAGUGCAACGCUAGCUGUAAAAGAGUCUCGUAGGUGAACCCAGUAAAGCACAUUCUCUGAGCUGCUGAGUUACAGCAGCUGUCGGCAGCAGUCACAUGCUGCAGUAAGGCAUGCUAGAUCCUUCAGACAAGUAAAAACUUCUAUUUGAAAACACUUAUUAGCCAAAAUAAUGGAGAAUCUCCAACGAUUUCCUGUUAAAAGGCCCUUUCUGGCUAGAUUUUCUCAUAGUCUUAAUGAGGAUUUGAUGGCUGUGGUCUCGAAAUGAGCUUUGGGAGAUGUUUGACUUUGUGGUUUAAUAGUGAAGGUCCCGUGUCAUGUUCAGGAGGGAGCAGAUUCUUGGCCUGUCGUUGAGGAAUACUGAACAUUUAUUUCUGCAUGUGGACCUUGGCUUCGUUAGAAUAAAAGCAUGAGUGUAGAGUGGAUUCUAAAAGCAGUUGCUUUUGGUCCAAGCUUGUCUAUGGCAUUUUAAAUUAUUUUGAGGUAAAUUACAAGAUAGAUGCAAAAAUAAUAGGCCUUACCUUAAUGUCUGUAAAAAUGAUAUAAAGGAGAGGGAAGGAGGAGAAGGGACAUAGAAUUAAUAGGUUUUUGAGUCUUAAGUGGCAAAAGCCUCAGCAUUUCAGAUAAAUCUCUUAAUUUCCUUGAUCAAAUAUGUCUCUGGCCUCUCACUAAUUAUUUUUUCUAAUCGUAUUAGACAAUUUCUAUAUAUUAGAUGAAGAAAGUUUGUUGCAUGCUGAUCAAACUAUGUUGUGGCUCUCUUAUUUAAAAAAAAAAAAAGCACAUUUACUGUAAUUUAAGUCAGCAUCCUUUCCUCUUGGUAUGUAGUGAGUUCUAGGCAAUAUUGUACAAUAUGUGUAUGAACUAGAAUAGAUUAGGUAGAUUUAGUGGUCUGUAGCACUGGAUCUUUUAAUAACUAUGUCUUUAAAAGGACCAUGGGGAGCUCCGGGUACAUUCCAAACCUGGUAACUGAGUAACAGGGCUUCUGUCUUAAGGAAUGCCGAAAACUUCAUAUUGGCAAUCAUUUGGACAUUAUCUACCAGUAACAGCUAGUUAAUCAUGCUUUUCCUGGGUCCAGUGAGAUGAAUGCAACAUUUUUGCAGGCUUUCUUGGGGAGUAGGAGACUAUAUAUGCCAAAAAAAAUGACUUUAUUUAAUGACCCCAUUGAAAAGCUCAGUUCCUCCAUGCCUGGCAAAUGUAACGUGUCUCUGUAUGUCAUCCCUCUAAAAGCUCUGCAAGCUCAAAGACGAUUGGUUUCAUUAAAAUAGGACUACUUCCCAUCGAGGACUAUCUUCCGUAUGUUUUUAAUCAUGCUGAAAGUUCACUGUCAGGGUAAAACAAAGUUAUGCUUCCACUUGUGUUAUUUUGAUUAACAUCUCAGGUUCUGAGUUUGGAGGCAGUUUUAACAGUCUGCUCUGGACAGUUUUCUUCUGCAUUUUUUCCAUGGUUGACCGUAGUCCAGUGAUUCUCGCUUUUGUUUCGAGUCACUUCCAAGUCCUGUUUCUCCACAGUAAGUGAACGUUACAAUCCCUGGCUACCAUGCACAGCACAGUCAUGUGAACUGGCAAGUCCAGAAAUAAACCAGACUCAACAAAACCAACAGACCUUCAUAACCCAACAGACUCGCAGGAGCCCUUUUCAGAGUGCCCAUGGGGCGCAGAGUCUGGGGUCAGUAAAGUUGCACAGUACUGCCCAGCCUAAAUUCUUGCUUCACACAUGCCCACGAUUCCUGAGCUGACCAAGGCAUGUUGUGGUUUAAAAAAAAGAGGUCUUCUAGUUAUCCAUCAGUUUAAAGACCCCCAGUGUAGCAUCCAAGGCAAGUCUCAGGCUUGGGAUAGUUCAUUGUCAUAAAAUAGAAGCUUUUUUCCCCUCAAAUUUGACUUGCCAGUUUCUGUCUAAGGUGGUGUAAUGUGAUAGUUGUGAUUAUCAGUGUGGUUGUGUAAAAAGUAGCAGCUUGCUACGAUGGUGAGCAGCUGAAAACUAAACUUUGGUCCCCUUUAGAAGUCCUGACUGAGUUUUUCUCCUGUGUCUGAGUCUAGCUGUUAAUUAUAAUCAGGGACCGGGGGAGAGAGAGAGAGAGCAGGAGACUUAAAAAAAACCAACCAACCAACCAAAAACAAUUAAACACAAGAAUAUUUUUGGUCUGUGAGUGGUGAUGAGGGAUGAGACUGAGGAGAGAUGAAUAUCUGCCCAGCUCAAGGUUGGUUCCCUGAUCCUUGUGCACGAAAUACUACAUUUUAAUAGUAACGGGAAGGCUGCUUGCAGAAAAAAAAAAUUGAGAGCUGAUCCCUAAAUGUUUCCUGCAUUCCUGUUACUAUGGAAAACGAGGAAAUCCUGAUGCUGAGAGCAUCUCAGAGAGCAGUGAUCUCUCCCCAGUGUCUCCCCGUGCACCUUGUGGUCUGAGCAGAAAGCAGCCGUGACCACAGUUAGCCCGGGUUUGUUCAGGUACAAAUGCGAUGUUCUCCUGGUGUCGCUUUCCCUUUGCCCCAACACAGCUGGGAUGCCACAGAGACAACACGAGGUCCUCACUCUGCAAUUAAAUCCAUGGGUCCUCAUCCUGCGGCCAAACCCACAUGGGCAGGCUGCUGUGCCUCCUUUGCACCGCGUGCAGGCGUCCGCCUCCGCACAGCCACAGCAGGAUAGGAGCCGGGGGACGUCGCUGUUCUGCCAUGCACAUCCCUGACGCUUGGCCAUGGAUUGUUUAGACAAAUAUUGCAGAUUUGUUUGCUUUGAACAAUGAUAUAUAUUUAAUGUUUCUAGCUACUGGAUCCUUUAUCAAUGUACUGUUCUAAAUUGCAGGUCUUCUGGAGUCAGAAUAUCACAAGUUCCUGUAGAGGAGCUGUUUUUAAGGUGUUGAGGCAGUUGAUAGAAUCUCAGCCUAAGCAUGUUUAGCAAUGUUUAGACAGCAAGACAACUUUUUUAUGAAACUCAUUUUAAGUUAGUUUAUUACAUGCUGUUAGUAAUAUUUUAAAGCAGGAAAAAUAUUUUUCUUUAAAGACCAAAUGAUGUAUGUUUUUUAACGGAUAGCAUAAUUUAGUGUUUUCAAAAAUGUUUAAUGUUCUCGGUAUGGAGUUUACUCAUUCUUUUGAUUUCUGUGUUCCUUGUUAUAUUUUAUCAACAUUUUUUCCAAAAGAAAAGAGGCAUAUGUAAAUAAACAACAGAAAAGAGUCCUAUAGGAAAUUCACUUCAAACUGACCAUAAAAUUAUUAGUAAAUAUUUGUCACUGUUCAUUAAAUCUCAGCUACUAUUCAAGCCUUUGUUGAAAAAAAAAUUUGAUGUUGUAUUUUCAAGAUAAAAACAACUUAGCUAGUUUUGUCAUAAUCCUGUACUCUGUAUAAAAAUCUUUUUAUAAAGAAAGUCUAAUAGGCUAACAAGCAAUAAUAUAUUCCAUUUGGUGUGCACAGAUUGUGACUUGCAGGCUGUAGUACAUAUUGUUGAUACAGUUUAUAAUUGUCUUCAAUCUUAAUUCCAUCACUUUUGAAAAAGAUCCAUAUUAACUUUGAUUGUAAAAAGGAAGAUUGGGCUGUUGCCAUGUAAGAAAUAUCCAUCACGUAGAUUUCGCUGUGAGUUUGUGUGCCCAUCGACGUGAAAUCUCUCCUAGGUGAAGAACGAAGCAGCUGUAGGUGACUUCGUACUACAGAGUUAAAAAAUCCUUUCGAUAUGAACUCGAUGACUGUUUCAAGCACCCUGUUUUUCUUAGGCUGUUUAGUAUUUGUAACUCAAUGCGGAUGGUUCCCACUGCCACUGUAGCCCUGAUUAAGCAAAAAAACCCUUUGCACUCUGGGGCCACACAGCUCUGCCCAGUAGCUGCCUGUUUUCCUCGAGAUGGCAGGGGCAAGCUAACGGGAGUUUUUUUCAGAGCAGCAGAUUGAGCUGCUCUUCUUUAAAGGCUUCGUGGGUUGUUUUGUCCAUUUCAUAGAUGGUAUUUGUCCAUUUUGUUAGAAAAUUCCACCCAAGGCAGAGAAAGGUUGCACCUUCGCAGAGGCUCGGGGGGCGGGACGGCCAUGUGAGAUGGGAGCAGGCUGUUCUGUGCCAGUCUUCAGAUAACGCUGGGCUCGUCUACAGAUCUUUCCAAAGUGGCAGGAUCAGGAUAUUGGAUUUUAAGGCAGCUCUAUCAUUGAUGAAGUGCAUAAAAUAAAAGAGCUUCAAACCAGCAUCCCAGUCCAUUGCCUGUGGGUUCCUCGCAAAUCCCCGCCUCGUGCUCAAGGCGGCCAGCCACGCAGACAGCGGUCACCAGCCCAGUGAUGCUGGAAGCCCAGAGGAGUGAUGGAAUAAUUCCCAGUCAUUUGUGAAGUGCUUGGAGAACAAAAAGAGGCGUGUAAAUGCAAAGUGCCAGCAGUAGCCCAGGAAAA
Cygnus olor (mute swan) is the source of this 6567-nucleotide messenger RNA. It is a transcript of the gene RIMS4, whose product is annotated as regulating synaptic membrane exocytosis 4. Gene Ontology annotation, molecular function: small GTPase binding; transmembrane transporter binding. The record is from RefSeq and is a predicted model, not a curated record. Gene Ontology annotation, biological process: regulation of synaptic plasticity; positive regulation of synaptic transmission; calcium ion-regulated exocytosis of neurotransmitter. Gene Ontology annotation, cellular component: cytoskeleton of presynaptic active zone; presynaptic membrane. NCBI's taxonomy places the organism in Eukaryota, Metazoa, Chordata, Aves, Anseriformes, Anatidae. The coding region runs from base 224 to 1036 and encodes 270 amino acids. The transcript is spliced from 6 exons.